AUGCCAACUAUUAAACAACUUAUUAGAAAUACAAGACAGCCAAUCAGAAAUGUGACGAAAUCCCCCGCGCUUCGGGGAUGCCCUCAGCGCCGAGGAACAUGUACUAGGGUGUAU
Messenger RNA from Beta vulgaris subsp. vulgaris (sugar beet), 114 nucleotides. The record is from the annotation of a RefSeq genome assembly. NCBI's taxonomy places the organism in Eukaryota, Viridiplantae, Streptophyta, Magnoliopsida, Caryophyllales, Amaranthaceae.